Molecule: messenger RNA, 2038 nt
Organism: Carica papaya (papaya)
Lineage: Eukaryota; Viridiplantae; Streptophyta; Magnoliopsida; Brassicales; Caricaceae
Product: Acyl-CoA N-acyltransferase with RING/FYVE/PHD-type zinc finger domain-containing protein
Biological process (GO): negative regulation of DNA-templated transcription; regulation of transcription by RNA polymerase II
Cellular component (GO): nucleus
Molecular function (GO): transcription corepressor activity; acyltransferase activity, transferring groups other than amino-acyl groups
Source: RefSeq, a predicted model, not a curated record
ACUACUUCAGCCGUCUUUUCUCCUCACUCCAAUCUCCUUCUCUUCUCUACCAUGGAUGUCGACGUCAAUAACGUUAAAAUUGAAGCAGAUUACUGUCCAGAAGCGGUGCUAAACUGGUUGCAUUGCUCUGGAAAGAAAAGAGGAGCUUCCGAUUUAUCCUUGAAAGCCAAGAAACACCUUCUGGCUAUCGGAUGGGUUAUUUGGUACGCGGCGAAGGCGGAGAAUAUACGCGAGUUACGCUAUAAGUCGCCGGCGGGGAAGGUUUAUUACUCUCUAGUAACAGCCUGCAAAGCCUGUAUCAGCGAUGUCGACGGAGGGUCUCGAGCCCUGGCCGUUUCUUCUUCUAAUGAUCCCAGACCACCCGAAAGCUCUGUUUCAUCCAACACAUUACAGGGAAAUUGCGAUUCUUGCGUUGGGACUGAAAGAAAAAGAAACUUUUUGAACUGCGAUUCUACCGAAGAUUUGAAGAAUGGCUUUCUUGACCAUCAAGAUUCUGAAUUAAACGAUUCGAAGAGAGCAAAGCCGAUCAGGAAGCCGAAGCGACCGCGUCAGAAUCCUAAACAAGAGAAAAAACUUGAAGUUCAAGAAUCAAACAAAAGAGUACGGCUAGAUUUGGUGUCAUCUCCCGCUAAUGGAAAUUCCAGAUUAAUGGUGCUGUCUUGGUUGAUUGAUAACGAGGUUGUGCCGCUUGGGGCUAAAGUGAAUUACCGUGGAAGAAUGGCAGAAGGGAAGGUGACUCGUGAAGGUAUCCAGUGCAAUUGCUGUGAAAAAAUGUUUACCCUCACAGGCUUUGAGUUUCAUGCUGGCAGCACAAACCACCGACCGGCUGCUAACAUUCUGUUGGAAGACGGAAGGUCUUUGAGAGAUUGCAAAGCUCAAGCUCACCGUAUCAAAAGUCAGAAAUCAAGCACCCAAGAAAAGAAAACCAGAAAUUCGAAUAUUGAUGUUGAAGUCCAGAGCAAUAAUGUGAACCAAGAUAUGAAUGAUCAUAUUUGCUCUGUUUGUCUGUUCGGGGGGGAAUUGGUUCUGUGUGAUGGUUGCCCUUCUUCAUUCCACAUGACCUGCAUCGGCUUGGAGAGUUUUCCUGAUGGGGACUGGUUUUGUCCUUCGUGUUGUUGUGGAGUUUGCAAAGAGAGCAUUUCUGGACAAUGUGGUAUCCUCAGAUGUGAUCAAUGUCAACAGAAAUGUCAUAUUAGCUGCCUACAGAGCAAUCUCGACAACUGGUUUUGCAGCACUCAGUGCCAACGUGUGUUCUCUAACAUUCAUGAUGUUUUAGGAAAAUCAGUUGAUGUGGGAGAGAAAAACUUGACGUGGACAUUGCUCAAAUCCAUGGAAUCUGACAAACCUUGCUUUGAUCCUAAAAACAUCAAGGGAUUUACAAAGAACCAAACCAAGCUUCACCGUGCUCUCGAUGUGAUGCACGAGUGUUUUGAUCCAUCAAAAGAUGCUUACACAGGGAGAGAUAUAGUGGAGGAUGUGAUUUUCAGUAGAGGGUCAGAGUUGAGCAGAUUGAACUUCGAAGGCUUCUGUGUAGUGGUGCUUGAAAAGAAAUUAAAGGUGGUUUCCGUGGGCGCUGUAAGAAUACACAGAGAUGUGGCAGAAAUACCUCUUGUUGCCACCCGGUUCAAGAACCGGAGACACGGGAUGUGCCGCAUUCUUAUGAAUGAGCUCGAGAAGCAGCUAUUGGCAAUAGGAGUACAAAGGCUAGUUUUGCCUGCUACUCCUACUGUCGUAGAUACAUGGAUCAAUUCCUUUGGGUUUUCGAGGAUGACAGAUAGUGAGAGAGGAGAAUUUCAGAACCACACGUUCUUGGAUUUUCAGGGCACUGUAAUGUGCCAUAAGUUCUUGAAAAAUACCAAUUCGCCGAACCCAACAGAGAAAUCAAGUCUAACGGAAGAAACUGGAAAACAAGUAGAUGAUAUAGGAGAUGAGUUUGAUUGGCGCAGUUUCUUGAAUGACUUGUAAAUUUACUCUCUUAAUAAACCUGCAUUCUUGAGGCCAAACGGUCAAUGUACCUAUCUGGGUGUCAUAAACAUCC